AUGUAUGUUUCCGUGCUGAUCUCAGGUGUCUGCAGCUUUGGCGACCCAGACGCUCAGCCGCCCACCCCUAAACAAACACCAACAUUAUCGAUUUUCCCGAGUCCUCGUUUCGAAACACCAAAGAACAACGCGGGACGAUUCGACGAGCCUGGAGGCUGGACUCCUCAUUUUGCCGAGGAUUACUCCGUCUUCAACUCGACCCCGGGGAACCUGAGGGGCAGCCAGCAUCCCUUUCCCGAUUUUGGUCCAGCAACCCCAUACCUUGGUUCGGCCCGCAAACGGACGUUGUCUACUGGGGAAACGUUUUCGCCCACCACCAACUUGCAGCUACCGUCUGUGGAACUGUCCGAGAUUCUACAAUCCUCUCCGAGCCAACUAUCAACCCCAACCUUUGAACAGUUAACUCCCGCCAGCCGAAAUUCAGAUACUGCUGAGAGGACUUCAAAGAAGGUGCAGCGUGGAACAGUGGUUGAGCAAUCUCAGGGACAAACAGCAACCCCGCCGCCCUCUGGCCGGAAGGGUGAACGGAAACUCGCUCCCAAACUCGAUACGUCCGCCAUGCAGAAUGAUCAGGGCUACGGCCACCCAGACUUUUUGGCGACUGCCCAGCCACAAAUGGGCAACUUCGUGACCAACACUGGCGACAUGUUUUCUUAUCCCUUAUCAGCACCAGGAUAUGCACCACAGCGGUCGUUUUGGGACCAGGAUCCCAACAUGGGAGGGAUGGAAGUUGAUUUCAGUGCCAAUGGCGCCAAUGGUGGCGAUAUGUUCCAAAACCAGACACAUCAACCUCUCACCCCAGUCGACUGGGCAAAUGCCAAUCUGAUGCAGGCACAGGACGCCAUGGUCGGUCAUGAAAACGGUCAUGUUACUACUGGAAAUCACCAAGCUCCCCUUAUAUCACAAGCGCCCAUGCCUGCCCUCGUAACUUCAGCCCCCGAACAAGCCAUGUUCGCGGUUGAUUAUUCCACGACCAUGGAAGACAACUUUGGAAUGAACAGUAGCGGCGGCGCGGUAAACCCCGGGCUCAUCUUCAGCCGGCCGCAGUCAGCCAACAUGGAUGUCAUCUCUCAUGACCAGUCUAUGCAAGUCCCUAUCGCACCUCGCCCUCAAACGAGUCAAGACUUUGUCCAGCCAACGAGCAGGGCACCAUCAGCGCAAAGAAUAGUGACAACAUCCCGAGGCGAGCUUCGUCGUUCGUCAAGCACGAGGACCGUGCCUUCAAGCAGACCAGACCGAGCUCUGGCUAGCUCACCAAUCAAGUCGGUUGGACGACCUGGCCUCUCGCGAAGCUUCAGCGAAAAUAGAGGGAAGAAGCAGUCGAGCCGACCAGCGCUGCCCACUCUUGCCCCAGCUCCUCGUCCACAAUCACAACUGGUGAGCAACGCUGGCGUAGGUGCCAACCGGCCGAUUAUAAGCCAACCUUCCCGUCCAAGUGGAAGGACAUCUCCCCUGAAAAGCCAGCAACACUCCCGACUGUCCAGCUUGACAUCCAUCCCAGAGACCUCGGGUCCAAGAAUGCGAACCCAGGCGAAGUUCACCAUUGAUGCCAACGGCAGAGCAAGAGUGGAAACCACAGUCGUUGUAGAAACAGAAGAGCCAACCAGUGCAAAAAAGCGCCAGGGCUCCCAAGACGGCAGCCAACGUAGGAGGUGGACUCCCUCCGACGAGGAAGAUGACUCUUCCUCUACCGAUGACGAAGGCCCGAUUAUCAUUCCUAGCAGAAACACCUCUUUUGCGCUCCCAGAUCCGGUAAAACCCUCGAUUGUCCAUCCUUUUCACCGGGCGUCUCAUACCGGCUCGUCGUACAGCACUAGCUUCCAACACCAGGAUGAUGAUAGCGAUGGGGAGACGGUGGUGAAUGUGAAUGACCUCACGCCCACGGGAAAAGUGGCCGGGGACGCGAUCAGUGAGCUGCAAAAGGUCAGGGAGGCAAGGCAGCGGAGCGGGCAGUGGCCGCCGAGUUCUGCGCCAAAGGUGAGGAGGUCCUUUUCGGGGGUGGGGGGGUCGGGGAGUGCGAGUUUUGGGAAUCAUCAGCAGGGGGGUUACAGGGGGAGUUAUAAUAAUAGUAGCUUGAGUCCGGCUAGCAUGACGGAGGGGAGUCUGCCGACGCCGACGGGGGAGAGGGGAGGGGGGAUGAGGUGCGUUUGUGGGAGGGGGGAGGUGGGGAGGAAUGAGCUGUUGGUUCAGUGUCAAUCGUGUGAGAUGAACUUGCAUGAACGGUGUGUGAACGCGACGGAGACGUCAAUUUACAUUUGUUCGUUUUGUGCGAAUGUUACGACUGGGCAUCCGGUGAGGGGUGGUGGUGGAGGGAGGGUUAGGGAAAGGGAGGGGGACAGGGAAAGGGGGCGUUAUCAUGGGCAUGGGCAUGUGCGGGUGGGAGGAGGGGGGUCGGGCUUGGGGAUUACGAGUCCGUUGGCGCAUAAGAAUUUUAAGAGUUUUAGGUGA
Podospora anserina S mat+ is the source of this 2448-nucleotide messenger RNA. RefSeq lists its product as uncharacterized. The transcript has 2 exons. NCBI's taxonomy places the organism in Eukaryota, Fungi, Ascomycota, Sordariomycetes, Sordariales, Podosporaceae. The record is from RefSeq and is a predicted model, not a curated record. The coding region runs from base 1 to 2448 and encodes 815 amino acids.